AUGAGGGAGGCAGCAAAGCAAAAGCACAGGGACGAGAGAGAGGUCGCAAAGGGAAGGGAGGGAGGUCGCAAACCCAAGGGAGGGAGGUUGCUGCGAGCGGGGGUGAAGCUCAUUUGCAUCACCAUCGCUUUCGCUUUGCCUUCGCAUGCCCGGGCCGGCGCUUCUUCUGCAUUUGCACCUUCGCCUUCUCGGGGAGCGAUGGGGCACAACGGAGAGAACAGCAAGACGGAUGACUCCUGGAGCUUCUAUACCGCGCAGGCGCAGAGUAUGGGCCAUCGGGCGCUGAAUUCCACCGACGAGGCCCUCCGAACCGCUCGUGUUCAGAUCGAUCAGUUGCAGGACGCCUCCUCGCAGCAAUUCGCUGCAGCUCAGAAACUUGCGGAUAGAGCUAAACAGGAAUAUACCCAUUAUGAAGGACUUGUUUUCAAGAAACUCAAAGAGGGUGUAAACAUAGCUGUCCAGAAUCCAAAUGCAACUUUUGGAAUCCUUGGAGUCACUACACUACUCGCUUUGAGAACACCAAGGCGACUGCUAUAUCGCUACACCAUUGGCCAGUUUCGGAGUGAGGAGGCUAUGCUCACGCGCGCUGAGACAAAGGUGAAGGAGAUGCAUCAAACAGUAGAUUCAUUGAAAAAUGAAACAAAGAAGCUUGAGGAGAGGGCAAAGCUUGCAGAGGAGGAGUUUCUUCGGGGAAUGACUAAACUUAAAAAUAGCGGAAGUCAAAUUAGCUCUCUCUCUAGGGGCGCCUACAAAACAGAAUCAUCUGCAAGAGGACUUAUGGAUAGCUUGCGUGAUUUACCGGGUAGGGAAGCAUUGCGUUUGCGAGCAGAGGUUGCAUCCAUGGCAUCUGAAGUCAAACAACAGCGAAAUCUUUUGGACAAACGAGUUUCACAAAUUGCAAGUUAUGGUAUCUCAGUUUAAGUUAUAGUAUGAGUCUGCUUCAGCUUUGAAGAUUGAGCACUUGAAGUAUAGACUGCUGCACAUGCAAUACCACGCUCUUCAAUCGCAGAGUAAUUUUUCUGCUAGUGUGCUGUAUAUCGCAAGAGGCCAACAUAAGUGGAUCAGCCUGGCUUGCAAUGACCUCAUGGUUUUGCUGAUAAGUUUAAGGUACACACUCGGCUUUUUCUGAACUUGACUUGUGAAGAGGUUUAUUGAGAUGUUGGAUGAUUCUGGUCCAUUUUGCAGCAAGUAAAAUUCUCGCAUUGGUGCCAUUACUCCCCA
Physcomitrium patens is the source of this 1221-nucleotide messenger RNA. Its product is annotated as RGS1-HXK1-interacting protein 1. NCBI's taxonomy places the organism in Eukaryota, Viridiplantae, Streptophyta, Bryopsida, Funariales, Funariaceae. The record is from RefSeq and is a predicted model, not a curated record.